AUGAUAUCCAGUUUGGUUCCUCAACCAGUAUAUGCAGCAUUGAAGAGUGGUACUUUUAUGGAUAAUAUUAAUGCUUUUGAUUCUGAACAUAUCAGACCAUUUUUGCCAUCAUUUUUGCUUUAUUCAUUUUCACAGCCGUAUAACAAUUCCGAUGCAUCAUUAGAUGAACUUCGACGUCGUUUAUUGGACUUUCCCCAGUGCAAUACAUUGCUUGAUAUUGUGAAUGCCGAUGUAUCAGCACUGAAACAAGAUUUAAUCAAAGCAACAAGAGAAGAUUUGGAAAGUAUCUGUAAAUUAGAGUUUGAAACGGCAUCACCACAGAUGAAACUUGAAAUUGUUGCGUUUGCACUCAGUCGAAUGAUGAAAAACAAAAGUGGUGUUAUGAAUUUUGAUCUCUUUGAUCGGGAAUCACUAUUAGAAGAAGUUAUAUGUGCCAUGACUGUAUGCACUUACUAUAUGCCAGAUCGUUUUAAUCCUACUUCAAUAAUCCCAUGUUUAUUACCGCUACCUAAUUCUGUGACUAUCAUAACUUUGUUACUGUGUAAUGUACCUGAUUCGUUAGAACCAACGAUAGAAUAUUUGUUGAGAGCAUCAUUGCCAGAUGACGAUGGUUUGGGUAAAAGCCGAAACAAUUUACUCUUAAAAUUACUGUCCAUGGAUCCCUUCUUAGUUGAGCCAAGUAUCAACGAAUUAUUGGAUAAAAACAAAGCAAGUGAUAAUAGUUUGGCAUUGACGAUAAUGUGUGUUUGUUUGAAUAGUACUCAGCUGAUAAAUAAUUUGCUUUGCGCGUUACUAAAUAAACGUUCUUUGGCUGUUUUCAUCCAGCGAUCUUCUAACAAACCGGCUGUGAAACUUCUGCACGAUCGUAUUUCUGAGGCAGUCAGUGCGUAUUUAUCAAGUGAAACAUGUGAUGGCAUGGAAGCUGCUCUGGCUCAGUUAUUAGCAGUUCUUCGAAUCAAUGCUGGAAUUCGUUUGAGUUAUGAUGAGACAAAAUCCUGGUUGUUAUUCCUUACUCGCACAGAAUUAGAUGAUGAUCAAUAUGUAAUGACUGCAUUGUCAGUCAUCAUUGCUUGCCCUCAGUUAAUCCCGAUGCAUCUCGGUGAUGAAAAAGAAGUUGAAGCUGCAAUUAUAGCAUUUUUGGAUUGGCUUAAACAGCGUGCAUCAUCUAAUGCUUCUCCAGAAUUACAGCAGUUCUUUAUUUUACUCUCAAUCCAUUUGCUUGCGGGGCAAAGCGAACAACUUGCUACUCUUGUUUCCAGUGUUCUCUCUUUGAAAGUUACUGUCAAUGUUCGAAAUCUCACGACAUUGAAGAAUCUGUUUUUACGUCACGCAUUGACUGAAAGGGAUAUAGUUGAACGAGCUUCACAAAUGCAGGUCACUCGUUCUCUCAAUUCUCACCAUCAAGGUUUUCUACCCGCUCACUGUAUUACUCAACUUCUCUCAACUAAUUCGUUCUCGAAACAUUCGGUUCCUAUUCAGAAUUGGAUUUGUGAACAAAUCCUGAACUGCACAACACCAUUACAUCCUGUGAUAACGGAUUUGUUGAAUUCAUUUGCUACCAGCUGUUUUACUGCUACUGAAUUGAGUUUACCGAAUCAACCGCUUUCUGAAGAAUUCAUUUUGGACUUGUUUAGUGGUGAAAUUAUGGAUAAAAAUAAAAUGGUUGCACGUUUGCUCACAUUCUAUUUCCUUCUUUGUUAUCGGAGAAGCUUCGAGAAACAGACAACGAAAAAUGUCGUGUACUAUUAUAGUAGUAAAGUUGAAGCGGUCUUACCUGUGAGACUCUUGUUAUCUGUUGUUGAUGCUCGGCCGGAACAGUUUCGCACUCUUCGUUCACCACUAGUUCUUUUGUGCGGUCAGUAUUAUCCUUAUAUGUUUCCAGCUGUUGGUUCAUCACUAUUAAGCAUGGAUUAUGAACUGAAUAAUCGAGAUUGCAAAAGCAAUGCAUACAAGGACAGUUCGUUGUCAGUGGAUCUUCUUUUCAAAGUUUUCAACGAAAUCAACGAAAAUCCCGGUCAUUCGUUGCGUUACAUGCGUUUACUUUUUAAAAGUCCACUUCGUAUACAAUUGCAAGCAAAAAAUGCUAUUAUACAUGCAAUGGCUGUUGCCUUAAAUUCCCCAACUCCUAUACGCUUUGCGAAAGGAGCUGUAGCAAUUUGGAAACGAUUAGAAAACAUUAUUCCGAGAUCGCUUUGCGAGUCCACUGUUAUGGCAUGGUGUACCGAUAAACUAAAUCAUGACAUGCUGGUUGAGCAGCCAUUGUUUUUGUUUCGAUGUGAUGAACGAUUAUUUGAAAAUGAGAUUUUAUUUCCAUGUUAUUUACGGAUUUUGUCAUUUUAUUUGUCCGCUAGUCGAGCUUGUUUAUUACAGAAAUUGCAUAAUAAUCCGGGAGAAAAAGAAGAACAGCGAGCAGAACGCGAAGAGUUAACGCGCUCAUUAAUUGGUGCUCAGGAUUCCGCAACUGUGCAGAUUUUGCUGGAGAUAUGUGAACGCUACAAUAACUCCAAUGUUCAUCGCCUUUGCUGCGCAUUUAUACAUCAAAUGUUCAUUGCUGAUCCAGUCCUGUCCAAACUGGUUCACUUUCAGGGUUACUCUCUUAAUUUGAUUCCACUUGCCGUGCGAGAAAUACCAUCAAUGCACAUAUGUCUGGAAUUCGUUCAUGAAAUUCUAGCAUUAUCUGAUAUGUCGAAGCGUGUAUUUGCUAUUGUUCUCAUUGCAGAACUAGCACUACAAUACAAAAUAGAAUCCUCAUUCAUUCGAGUGGAAUUGGUGCUAGAUGUGUUGACUACUUUAUCGCGUGCUGUGAGUGCUACUGAAAAUUUGGUGCUUUUGUCGAAAACUGCACCAUCUUUAGGUCGAAUGAUGUCGAUUUUUCCUCAGAUAUCAGCAGAUAUAGCAAAUCUUCUGAUACGUACUUCUGCUGUUGCAGUUUCACGAAUGGCUCUUUCAGCAACUGUGCUGAAGACUGAAUCAUGUUUGGAAAGGCGUCUGAUCACAUUAAUUGGCAAUAUUCUUGCUCAGGAAGCAUCUGAAGUAGCCUUUCUUUCAGCGAAGUCAUAG
This is a messenger RNA of Thelazia callipaeda (thelaziosis nematode), 3060 nucleotides long. Lineage: Eukaryota; Metazoa; Nematoda; Chromadorea; Rhabditida; Thelaziidae. The record is from the annotation of a GenBank genome assembly.